AUGAGAAAGUACAACACCGGGGAACCCGAGAGCUCAGCCAGUCCAGCUAGCCAACACAGCGAGUCCAGCCCUGUCGAGAUUUACAGCUGCGACGGCGACUGUGCCAUAGCCCAUUCCAUUUCCGACGUGAUCCGAGAAGACCAGACGGUUGGCAUCCAGGCUGCAGAGGUUCUGCUUGCUGUCUGCGACACAGAAGGUGCAUGGAAGGAAUUCAAAAAAGCCGAGAACAACGGUUCGAUAUACUUGACAGCUCUGGCUCGAUCUGCCGAGACGGAAAAUCAAUGCAAAGUCACAUUGGACCUACUCGGAAACCAGAUCUUCCCAUCAUCGAUAGACCCUGAUCUACCCCAGUUGUGCCUUCUGUACGCACUUGUUUGCGACAACUUCAAGUGUGGGUUGGGGGACAAGACACAGACCAUCGCCGAUGCUGUCUCGGCCUGCGCGGUCGUCAUCAACAGCUUCCUACUUCGAGACAAGAAUUCGGUCGAUUUGGCUCACUAUAUUUUACUGGACAACUUCAUGCAAAACCACGACGAGCUCCUCGAUGAUAUGUGCAAGAGCCAGCUUCAGUUUUAUCUCAGCAACGUCGAUACAUGGGUCUUGACUGGCAGCAUGGAAAACACAAUGCAAUCUAGCAGCUUCUGCGACGAUUCCUCAUCAUCGCUACCUGUACGCGUGCUCCAGCAGUGUCUUGUGUGGUGCUGUCAGCAACUUCACCAUGUAUCCAAUGAUUUGGACUACACAAUGCGACUCCAAAUCAACAUCCACCCUGGUGAAUACCAAGCGGCCUGGAAAGACGUCAUCGAACUCUUCGGCACACUCUGGCGUAUACUCAAAUACCAAUUCAUAUCCAAAGGCAAGUGGCCAAAGUGGGCGGGCCAGUCUGUCGAGGCCAUGAACAUUUCUCACGCCGAGACUCUCUCUUACGUCUGCUGGCUUUUGGUUAACCCCAAGAACAUCAUUGGCAGCAGCGAGGGGGAGCAGGACCUGUUUGUGAGAUCAAGAGUGGUGGCCCACGACGUAUUCCAUUGGUCAUCCGAAGCCUUGUGGGUAGCUUUCCGGGAGGCCUUCGAGAGAUUCAACAGACUCACUGUUGCAGAUGGCAAAGAGAACAGAGACUUUGGCGCCGCUGCCAUCGAGCAGUUUAGAGCCUUCGUUAGAAUCACGCUUCAUGGGUCUGAUGAUUCCAACGCGGCCCUUACGGCAGACAUGGCUGGGCUUUGGUGGGGAGGUUGCGGUGCCGGAUGA
Messenger RNA from Colletotrichum siamense, 1248 nucleotides. RefSeq lists its product as uncharacterized. The coding region runs from base 1 to 1248 and encodes 415 amino acids. The transcript has a single exon. Lineage: Eukaryota; Fungi; Ascomycota; Sordariomycetes; Glomerellales; Glomerellaceae. The record is from RefSeq and is a predicted model, not a curated record.